This is a messenger RNA of Amblyraja radiata (thorny skate), 3127 nucleotides long. RefSeq names its product Rho related BTB domain containing 2a (gene rhobtb2a). Lineage: Eukaryota; Metazoa; Chordata; Chondrichthyes; Rajiformes; Rajidae. The coding region runs from base 460 to 2592 and encodes 710 amino acids. The transcript has 10 exons. Gene Ontology annotation, biological process: small GTPase-mediated signal transduction. The record is from RefSeq and is a predicted model, not a curated record. Gene Ontology annotation, molecular function: GTPase activity; protein binding; GTP binding.
GGGGCGAGGAGGCGGGUCUAGUUCUAUCCUGCAACUUGCAUUGUGCUCGCUGCAGAAUCAUUUUAUUUUUAUGAAUGAAAUAAUAGCUGCAGCGUGAAGCGAAUUAGCGGAUGGUUUUGAUGAAAAGCAAGACCGAUCAUUUCUCUCUGCAGUUUCUACACCCGGCACAGCAUCUUCAUCCAAUAUUUAUAGACAGACAGGGCUUCUUAUUUUCUGCGGAAGCAUGAUUUUCCCAGUGGUUAUGCAGAUUUUCCAUCCCGCUUUUCUUUUGUUGUGCGAACGUUUUUAUGUUUUUGCUCAAUAGUGCAGCCACUCACUCAGUUACGAUGUCGACCUAUUUGUUUUUAAUUGAUACACUUCAAAUGGAUACAAUGAUCAAGGUACUUGCGAAUCCCUGAAGAAUAAGGAGCAGAAAAGGAUCUACUUCCUCAUACUUCCAUCAAAAAACGCCUACAGUUGAUGGAUAGAGAUAUGGACUACGAAAGGCCAAAUGUAGAAACAAUCAAGUGCGUGGUUGUGGGUGACAAUGCAGUUGGAAAGACCAGGCUGAUCUGUGCAAGAGCAUGUAAUGCCACCUUAACACAAUACCAGCUGCUGGCUACACAUGUACCAACAGUCUGGGCCAUCGACCAGUACCGUGUCUGCCAAGAGGUUCUGGAACGUUCCCGUGAUGUAGUUGACGAUGUCAGCGUAUCGCUGCGACUCUGGGAUACAUUUGGUGACCAUCACAAGGACCGACGGUUUGCCUAUGGCAGGUCCGAUGUGGUUGUGCUGUGUUUUUCAAUUGCCAACCCCAACUCUCUGCACCAUGUGAAAGCCAUGUGGUACCAGGAAAUUAAACACUUCUGCCCACGAGCGCCCGUCAUCUUGGUUGGUUGCCAGCUGGACCUGCGCUACACGGACUUGGAAGCCGUUAAUCGUGCACGGAGACCUCUCGCAAGGCCAAUAAAACACAAUGAAAUCUUGCCUCCCGAAAAGGGUCGCGAGGUGGCCAAAGAGCUGGGGAUCCCCUACUACGAGACCAGCGUGGUUGCACAAUUUGGCAUUAAGGACGUCUUCGAUAAUGCCAUCAGAGCUGCCUUGAUUUCCAGACGACACCUCCAAUUCUGGAAGUCGCACCUGAGAAACGUUCAGAAGCCUUUGCUGCAGGCCCCGUUCCUCCCUCCCAAACCACCUCCCCCCAUCAUCACUGUCCCCGAGCCCCCCACGACCAACGAAGAACACCCCGCCCUCCUCUUGGCCAACCCCCUCUGCGCAGAUGUCAUCCUGGUGCUUCAGGACACGGUUAAGAUCUACGCUCACAAGAUUUAUCUGUCUACCUCCUCCUCAAAGUUCUACGACUUGUUUCUGAUGGACCUCAGUGAGGAGCAAGAGGCCGGUGGUGGAACGUCGGUGAGCCACGGCGAGAGGCAGGGCAGGGAGUACUUAAUGAGAGCCGCCAGUUUUGACGUCAGUGAACGCAUGGACGAGGUGACGGCCAUCCAGCCGCUGUCAAGCCUGAGGGCGUCCACCAGUGACGGCAUCUUGAAACUCAACGCCUGCGAUGGCAGCUCGCGAGCGAGGGCUUGGUUCAAGAGAGGGAAGAUUCUCUCGUCGUGGAGCCGAGCCUUCAUCAGCAUCCAGGAAGAGAUGGCAGAAGAUCCCAUCAACUUCACCAGCCGGCGGAUGACGGUGGUGCACAUGGACUACUCCGUUCACCCGGACGCGUUCAGCGCGGUCAUGCGCUACUUGUACACGGGCCAGCUGGAUGAGCACGAGAAGGAACUGAUGCAGAUCGCCCACAUCGCCGAGCUCCUGGAGGUCUUCGACCUGCGAAUGAUGGUGGCCAAUAUCUUAAAUAACGAGGCCUUCAUGAACCAAGAGAUUACCAAAGCAUUCCACGUACGGAGAGCAAAUCGAGUGAAAGAAUGCCUUGCCAAAGGGACCUUCUCUGAUGUGGUGAUUAAGUUGGAUGAUGGAACAAUCUGUGCCAAUAAACCCUUGCUCAUCUCCAGCUGUGACUGGAUGGCUGCAAUGUUUGGAGGGCCUUUUGUGGAGAGUUCGACCAAAGAGGUGUACUUCCCAAACACAAGCAAGAGUUGUAUGCGGGCAGUUUUGGAAUAUCUGUACACGGGACAGUUCUGCUCUAGCCCGGACCUGGAUGCCAUGGAACUCAUUGUGUUGGCAAACCGCCUCUGUCUACCUCACCUGGUAGCAUUAACGGAGCAGUACACUGUUUGUGGGUUGAUUGAAGCAACACAACAGGGUGUGGACAUGGACGGAGACGUUUUACUGUUCUUGGACAUUGCGCAGUUCCAUUGUGCCCAUCAGCUGUCUGAAUGGUGCCUGCAUCACAUCUGCACAAACUACAACAAUGUCUGUCGCAAGUUUCCCAGGGAAAUGAAAGCAAAGUCUCCUGAAAACCAGGACUAUUUUGAAAAACACCGUUGGCCUCCUGUCUGGUUUCUCAAAGAAGAUGACCAUUACCAGCGAGCGCGGAGAGAGCGUGACAAGGAGGACUACUUGUGCCAGAAACGUCAGCUGAAGCACAAGUGGUUCUUCUGGAAUACGAGCUCGUCUUCUACAGCUUCAUCCUCCUCCACUGUCAUCUGAAGACGUGCGUGGAUCAAAGAACUCGCAGUGAAAAUCCAGCAUCCAGCAGUUUGAAGGCCUUCUUCCAAGUCAGCCAGACACUUAUUAGGGUUUAAUGACCAGCAACCAGACCUCCAUAGUCUGGCUAGUUCAAGGCAAUCAACGUGAGUUUUUAUUUCCUGACAGUCAGUGCUAAAUUACUCCCUCUGCCUGUUUCUUGCACGCGCACACACAGACACAGACGUGCACAUACAGACAGACACGCACACGUGCACGCACGCAUGCACACACAGACUCGCCAACACACACACAGAUGCGCACGUGCAUGCACACACACGCAUGUGCACACAGGCAACCUCACACGCGCACACACACACACACACACACACGCACGCAAGCACAUGCACCAAGGCGCAAUAUACUGGCCGGACAGAUUAGGUGACACAGAGAUUUUGUUUCUGCUUUGUAAAUCAAAUCAGACCGUGGCAAAUAGGUGAGAGAUAUUAGACUGCAAAGCAGUAACUGGUGACUUUAUUAAACCUUGUUGUUGACAUGA